This is a messenger RNA of Acinonyx jubatus (cheetah), 2198 nucleotides long. It is a transcript of the gene HOGA1, whose product is annotated as 4-hydroxy-2-oxoglutarate aldolase 1. NCBI's taxonomy places the organism in Eukaryota, Metazoa, Chordata, Mammalia, Carnivora, Felidae. Gene Ontology annotation, molecular function: N-acetylneuraminate lyase activity; 4-hydroxy-tetrahydrodipicolinate synthase activity. The coding region runs from base 390 to 1355 and encodes 321 amino acids. The transcript has 7 exons. Gene Ontology annotation, biological process: N-acetylneuraminate catabolic process. The record is from RefSeq and is a predicted model, not a curated record.
GCUGCUGCCGUUUCUCCCCAGCCGCGCCUCCCGCAGGGCCGGGCCUGCUCAGCCAAUCAGCUGGCUUUGGGGCUGGGGAUUGUGGGAGGAGGGCCCAAGCCCCGCUGGAGAAGCCGUUUAGGGUCGGUACCCCAGGAACCCGCCCUCUGGUCAGAGGGACGCUGGGUUGUGGCAUUUCUCCAGCUGCUCCCUACAGGGAGAGAACCCAUGGUGCCUAAAGUCUUGACCUCUGACCCUGGGGACGCCCAGCCCAGGCCUGCCCCAGCACCAACAGUCAGGGGGCAGCAAAUUUUUAACUAGACACACUGAUCAUUAACAGGGUAGGAAGGAGUCCAAACUCAGCCUCGCGCAGGGGCAGAGACCAGCUGGGCUUCAGGCCUCUUGCAGAGAUGCUGGGCCGUGGAGUCUGGUCUUCCCUGAGGCAGGGGCUGAGCAGGGGCUUGUCCAGGAAGGUGGGGGGCUGGGCCUCAGGAGAGGGAAGGAAGAUGGACAUUGCAGGCAUCUACCCCCCUGUGACCACCCCCUUCACUGCCAUCGCGGAGGUAGACUAUGGGAAACUGGAGGAGAAUCUACACAAAUUGGGUUCCUUCCCCUUCCGAGGCUUCGUGGUGCAGGGCUCCAAUGGCGAGUUCCCCUUCCUGACCAGCAUCGAGAGGCUGGAGGUGGUGAGCCGAGUCCGCCAGGCCAUGCCCAAGGACAAACUGCUGCUAGCUGGCUCUGGCUGCGAGUCCACUCAAGCCACGGUGGAGAUGACUGUGAGCAUGGCCCAGGUUGGGGCUGACGCUGCCAUCGUGGUGACUCCUUGCUUCUAUCGUGGCCGCAUGAGUAGCGCCGCCCUCAUUCACCACUACACCAAGGUCGCUGACCUCUCCCCGAUUCCUGUGGUGCUCUACAGCGUCCCAGCCAACACGGGGCUGGACCUGCCGGUGGAUGCGGUGGUCACGCUUUCCCAGCACCCAAACAUCGUGGGCAUCAAGGACAGUGGUGGCGAUGAGCUGUGGGGGGCGUGUGUGCCCUGGCCAAUGUCCUGGGGGCUCAGGUGUGCCAGCUGGAGCGACUCUGCCUCACAGGGCAAUGGGAAGAUGCCCAGAAGCUGCAGCACCGCCUCAUUGAGCCAAACACUGCGUCAGACGGUGUACCCCAAUUCCAUAUUGGGCAAGUCAAGGAGAAGAGCCAAGGUGGAAUGCCUGUCAAGAGCCAGGCAGUGCUGUUCAGAGCCACACUGGAGUCUGAGGCAGGAAGGAAAAUGUGACCCGGCGCUUUGGGAUCCCCGGGCUGAAGAAAACCAUGGACUGGUUUGGCUACUACGGAGGCCCCUGCCGCGCCCCGUUACAGGAGCUAAGCCCCACGGAUGAGGAGGCGCUGCGUAUGGAUUUCACCAGUAAUGGCUGGCUCUGAGAGCAAGGAGAGGACAUGCCUGGCCUGAGCUCAUCUCAUCUUCCUGCCUUGUACCUGGAGCUGAAGAGGCACAUGGGCCUGUUUCCCUAGUUCAGCCUUGCAGGUAGCCUCUGACCAGGCUCUGCUGUGCACACCCACUUCCUAUUUUCAUAGUCCUAUGACUGCUGGCAUUUGUAUCCUGAACUCUGGCUCUCUAGAGACCUUCAGUCUGGGAAGGAGCAAGUGCUUUCCUGUGCCCCAGGACAUGUGACUAGGAGCCAGAGGGGAAGAACGGGCGGGGGGGGGGGGGGGGGGCAACCAGGUGAAAGGAAGGUCAUGUAUCUUACUGAUGGGAAGACCGCUGAGACUUGGGGUAUACACCUGAGCCCAGCACAUGCAGCACAGAGCCCGGGCUAUUCUUAAGAACCCAAGUUCUGACUCCUUCCAGGGAAAGUGGUGGGUUAGGAAACCUGAUCAGAAAAGCACCACUAGCCUUUGAAAUCCAACCCCACCCCCACCCUGUCUGCAUUCCAGACACAGCGCUCUUUCCUAAACCCAUUUUGAUCAUCUCAUAUUCUUAUCUCUAGCCUUGAUCUUAACUAGAGAGCACAGACCCGGCCCAGUGACUUACCAGAAUUGGUAAAUAAUGACACCUGGUGGAUAAAUGUUACAUUCUAGGAGACUUCUAGCUAACCUAGGUCUGAAACAUUAGGGAAGAAGACUUGGCCUGAGACCUGGCCAUCCUCUUGCCUGUAGGCACUGUGCUUUUAUUGUUAAAAAUAAUAUUUUGUUCUUGCAAUAAAGUUGAGUAAGUUAAAACA